Blepharisma stoltei is the source of this 2333-nucleotide messenger RNA. The record is from the annotation of a GenBank genome assembly. Lineage: Eukaryota; Ciliophora; Heterotrichea; Heterotrichida; Blepharismidae.
AUGAGCUUCAACGCUGUCGACUAUUACAGAGCGAACUCCAAAAAGUUGAUUACUAAAACGGCACGUGCCAAUAUCUAUUUAGCCAGUUUUUUAUGAUACACUCCAGGCUUAAACUACCCAAGUCAAGCAGUCAUCAAAGAAAUCUUUAGUUUCACUCAAAAUCAGCUAAAAGAAGCCGAAAUUCAACUGACUGCCUGGAAGAUUCACCCAAAUAUAAUCAAAAUCUAUUUUUGGGAACCCACAGAAAACGACACCCUCUCAAUAUAUUUGGAGUAUUGCGAAAAAGGUCUUGACAAUGAAUUAACACAGAGAAACCAAAACUGUGACUGGUUUACAGGAGAAUUGCUAUUGAAACACUUUAAAAAUUUGACCCACAUUCUGAAGUCUCUCCAUGAAAACAAUAUUACACAUAGAGAUAUAAAACCGCACAAUAUUAGAUAUGACGAGUUCGGAAAUUUAAAACUCGCUGAUUUUGGGGAAAGUAAAAUAUUAGCAGGAAAUGAAGAAAGCGAGUUUCAUUCACUCGUAGGGACAGUGCCUUAUUUUUCACCUGAAGCGCAAUAUAAAUUAACCAAUAAAGAAUCUAGAAUUUCAACAAGCCCAUUGAAAGAUGAUGUUUAUCAAUUGGGAAGGACAUUUUUCGAUAUGCUGAUAUGCAGGCUUGAUCCGUAUGAUAAUCAGCUUUCCUAUGAAGACAGACUGAGCAUUAUGGUAGAAGUAUGCAACGAAAGAAACUAUCCUAAAAAUUUCAUAGACAUUAUCCUUAAAAUGACUGAGCCUAAUUUUCAUAAUAGGAUUUCAGCUAAAACUGCAUAUGAUUUGCUUUCGAAUAUCAUCAUAUCAAAUGAGAUCAUACCAUUUGAAAUGCAAGAUGAGAUUGCUUUAGGCACUUAUGAAGAAGAUAAAAGUGAGCCAAAUAAUAUCCCAGGUAGUGUCAUUUCUAAAGAAAACAACGUAGAUAGUGAAAUUAAGUCAAGUAAUUUCCCAGAUAUGAACAUUUCAAAAGACAAUGUAGAUAGUGAAGAAGCUCAGGCUGAGCCCGCAUACGACUAUAUAUCAAAUAGGUAUCAAAGCAAUAAAGUAGAAGAAACUAGCGAGGCUCAAGAAAUAAUCAAAAAGAACGAAGAAAGCAAUUUGCCUAACGUUUAUUCGACGCCAAAAUUUGAUAAAAAGCUUUAUUUAGCAAGUGACUAUGAAAGUGUAAGUUUCCGUUCCGAUGAAUUAUUUGUCAAAAAUGAGCUUAAAAACAAAAAUUCAAUAUCAACUGCUGCAUCUAAUGAAAUUGAAAAUUUAAAAGAAGAAGAGCUGAGACGUUUGUCCUUACUCCCCCCCCCCCCCCCCUCCGUGAGCGAACAAAACCAUUAGAAAAAUCGCCAUUUUUUGACCAAAAACCCACCCUCCGUGAGUGAACAAAAAUUUUUUUAAUAGAAAAAUUUUAAUGAAAAAAAAUUUUGAUAUAUAAGUGAUAAUUAGUAUAAUGAAAUCUAGAGCUAAUUCUGUUUAAUUUUAAACAAAUUGCGUUUUAAAACAUAAAUUUUGCAAAUUAAAUUAAUAUUUGCUUCCCAAUUUUUGCAAAUUAGGAUUUUUUUAAAUUUCGAAAAAAAUAUUUUUUAUAAAAAUUUAUAUAUAAAUUUUUUUAAAAAAAAAAAUUAACCCCCCUCCGUGAGCGAACAAAAUUUUUUUGUUCGCUCACGGGGGGGGGGGGGGAGUUAGGAAUUCCCUCUAAUCCUGAACAUAUAACUAGACCUCCAAACUCACAUGCUAACUCAGCAAAUUUUGAAGGGUGGAACAAGCACAGCUCAAAUUCUAACUUUCUAUCAGAUAAAACCAAAAAACUUGCUAACAAUGAGAAAUUGAACUAUGAUCAAACUAAAACUCCCAAGAGUAAAGCGAAUUCAAUGGCAUGUGAUAUAUGUAAAUUAAUGACUAAAACUGAAACUAUUAUUACAACUCCUUGUGGGCAUAAUUACCAUCAUCUUUGCUUCAAUGAAAAAAUUGGAAACUCGAUUAAGCACAGUGACAAAUUAUGUAAUAUCAGAUGCCAGAUCUGCCAUUGCAGCCUUACAUAUAAAUUCUUAGAAAGCAAUAUCACUGAAAUAUUUUAUCCUGAUAUUGCUAAGCGUCUUUGCCUAUUGAAUUUUAGUGAAGUCAGCAUAGACUGCCCUUUUUGUAAAACGCCCACUAAGAAUAAGCUUAUUAAUGAGAAAUUAAAGAAUAAGACAGUUCGAUGUCCUAAAUGCAGAGGAAAUUUUUGUUCGUUUUGUAGUUACACUGGUGGCCAUAGGAAAUGUAAGGAACUAUUAAAGGUUUUGGAAUCAAAAUCAUUGUUUUAG